This is a messenger RNA of Dunckerocampus dactyliophorus (ringed pipefish), 2044 nucleotides long. It is a transcript of the gene tuft1b, whose product is annotated as tuftelin 1b. Bases 41 to 1450 code for a protein of 469 amino acids. Gene Ontology annotation, biological process: intracellular signal transduction. The transcript has 14 exons. Gene Ontology annotation, cellular component: intracellular anatomical structure. The record is from RefSeq and is a predicted model, not a curated record. Lineage: Eukaryota; Metazoa; Chordata; Actinopteri; Syngnathiformes; Syngnathidae.
CAGGAAGUCGUUGGAGCGUUGCUUCUAUGGGAAUGUUUUGAUGGAAGAUAAAUCACAGACUACAAUACAAAGGUCAGACACAGAAUUAGCUGCUGCGGAGACACUUGGCCACGUCACAUGCUCCAGGAAGGCGGUGGGGAUGCAAGAUGGACCCACGAGAUUGACUGAAGAGCAACGAGAAGCCAACAUGGGGUCUUUUUGGAAAAAGAUAAGCCAGGCGGCCGAGGGUAGAAUGCUGCGGUUCAGCAGAGCUCGCUGCAAAUGUUCGCAGGAGGGAGCGGCCGUCGACGUCUGGGAGGAGACCAAGAUGACCGGUGGGGGGAUGCAGACUGUGGCCGACGGAGAGUGGGACAACCUCAGGACCACCGCCGACACAUGCAGGCGGCCUAGACUCACCCUGCAAGAUCACCGCAGCAACACCUCAGAGUGGCACUGCAAGGAGAGCAGCGUUGCAGUCGUGCUGCCGCAGAAACCGGACGAGCUGGAAGAAACUCCCGAGGAGGAAAAAGUGGAAGUGAUCAAAGUUUACCUCGACAACCGUCCCGGGACGACGGAGAGCGUCAGGAUGCUGACAGACGAGGUGUCGCAGAUCCAGGAGGUGAGGUACUGUCUGAAGACGCUGAGAGAGCAGAUGGCAGCAAGACAAAACAGUAACAUGAAGAAGUACCCCAGCAAUGGCCAAAGAGUGAACACCCCCAACCACCGAGCAGCCGUCACCAACGGCAACAGCAUUCACGACCACACGGGCAACGCUGACGUGGUGGAUGAUAAUCAGGUGCAGAGCCUGCGCGAGGAAACCAAGCGGCUUUACGCGCAAAUGAAGGACAUGGAGAGCCGCCACCGAGAGGAGAGAGAGAGACUGCAGAUGGACUCCGAAGACCACCGCGUCCGUCUCGCGGCGCAGUCUGGGCGUCUCCAGAAGGCGGAGGAAGAGGCCGAGAAGAGGGGGCGGCGGGUGGAGGAGCUGCAGAGGCUGCUGGCAAACAUGGAGGCGGAGAGUGGCGACCUGCAGGACAAGAUGGCAGCCGAUGAGGCCGAGCUGCUGCGGCUUAAAGCAGACAAGGGAGAAGGAGGGGAGGAGAAGGAGCAGAGGUGUAAUGACCUGGAAAAAGAGGUUGCCGCCCUGAAGGAGAAGAUCCAUCACCUGGACGACAUGUUGAAGAGCCAACAGAGGAAAGUGAGACACAUGAUUGAGCAGCUGCAGAACUCUCGCACUGUUCUCCAAGAGAGAGAUCGAGUCAUCAAGGAUCUGGAGGAGAAGGUGGCCUUUCUGGAAGCCGAGAACAGAGAAAUGCAUGACCACAUGGACUACUUCCUGUCGGGCCAGGAUCCUCCGCCUCUCAAAUGUGCUGAGAGCAAGCCAGUGAUCAUUUACAGCAAACCUCUCACGCCAUCAACGCACAGCAACAAGUCCCUCCCCUUCAUCAAAGUCAUUGAGAUCAAAUCGUGAACGGCCAAGGAGUCAAAAUGUGUAAAUACACGUUCAAUAAAUAUCUGUAACUAGUGUGAAAUAGUCUUCGAGUGCAGAAUCUCAUCGGAGAAUUCAUUUUUCUGUAAAAAUCUAAAAAUGUUAAGUGCUUCCGACUGCCUACAGGACUGGAAUCCUAAAGAUUCAAAGGGCAAUCUCCUCAGUGCUUUGCAUCUCAUUGCUAACAGAGGCCAUUAUAGUCUAACAAGCACCUAUAAAAGAAAUCGUGAUGCUCUUACACUCUUUUUUUUUUUAUCAUUUAUGUAGAAAAAUAUUUAUUUAGUUACUUGGUUGGUUACCAUUCUUCUAAUUUGUCCACACUGAAUCAAGUUUCUACUAAUGCAUAUUUAAUGACCGAAUAUUUGACACCAUUACCACCGUAAUCCAGAGUGUUGUGGUAUUUAAUGUGAACUAUGUAGAUAGUGCAGUUCAGUGUGUCCGUUUAUUUGUGUGUUGUGUCAAAUGAAUGAAUAAAGUGUAUUUAAAAGACCGCGCUUUAUUCUAGUAGACGUAUGCCUUCAAGCUACUUUGCACUGCCAUCUAGUGGGCUGAAAGACACAUGACAUGGCACGCAAC